AAACUUUUCCGAGGAACAGGCGGAUUCGUUUCCCUACUUUGAAACUGAAACGCAAUCUAGCAGGCUUGCGACAUAUUGUCCAUAUAAAAGCUUUGAAAAGCCUUCUCUUACAUGUAUUUUUUUACGUGGAAUUAAGUGGUAUUGAUGGACGGAGAUUUCCCUGGAAAGUUGCCUGAAUCCAGCACCGGCGAAGGCAUCAUUGGGCUGCUUAAGACAUUGAAUCGAGACGAGCUUUUUGAGGUUUUCUCUCAAGGGUUUUGCCAACACUGUGAAGCUCUUUUGGAGAAACGGAUUCAUGAUAUCUUGAAUAAGAGAGUGAGCGAAACAUCUUUGUUAUAUGACUCGAAACAAGGUUUGACAGUUUGCUCAGCUAAGGAUGUAUCUGGUUUGUGUCCAUCGGAGAAUGGUUCAGAACCCAUUAUCAAGUUGCCUUGCCAACAAUCCACUGUGGCCUUCAAUACUAUUUUAACACCUAAUUCAGAGAGCAGCAAACAGCUUGCUCGUAACCACAUGAAUUCUGAUAUACUCCUUAACGAUGGACUUGGUGGAACUUCUUUUGUGACUGACAAUGGAUUAUCGGAGGAGCAAAAGGAGCAGAUCAGGUUUUUGCAAGUUGGCAGGAAAAAGGAUUUUGUUCACAUGGAGAAGAUCAAUGGGAAAUCAACGAAUGUGCUUAAAGGGCUUGAGCUUCAUACUGAGGUCUUCAAUGCUGAAGAGCGGAAGAAAAUUGUGGAAUGUGUUUAUAAUCUACAACGUAUGGGCCAAAAGGGGCAACUUAGAGAACGUACAUACUCAGAGCCCAGGAAAUGGAUGCGUGGUAAAGGUCGUGUUACAAUACAAUUUGGCUGUUGUUACAACUAUGCAGUGGAUAAAAAUGGGAAUCCACCAGGUAUCAUUAGAGAUGAAGAAGUUGAUCCUUUGCCUCCAUUGUUCAAGCAAAUGAUCAAGAGGAUGGUGAGGUGGCAUAUUUUGCCUCCAACGUGUGUUCCCAACAGUUGCAUUGUAAACAUUUAUGAUGAAGGGGAUUGCAUUCCUCCACACAUUGACCACCAUGACUUUGUUCGACCCUUUUGCACCGUGUCUUUCUUGACUGAGUGCAAUAUUCUUUUUGGUUCAAGUUUGAAGAUUGUGAGACCAGGAGAGUUCUCGGGACCUGUAUCUAUACCUUUGCCUGUUGGAUCUGUGCUCAUUCUAAAUGGUAAUGGAGCCGACAUUGCUAAGCACUGUGUCCCAGCUGUUCCGGGGAAAAGGAUAUCCAUUACAUUCAGGAGAAUGGAUGAUAGUAAAGUUCCAUACAAGUUUUCAUCAGAUCCUGAGUUGUUAGGAAUAAAACCACUGAUCGUUUCUCCCUUAGCAAAAUCAACUCCACAAGGCCAUUCUCAAAGGCCAGUUGUUUAUUCUUCUUUUGUUAAGUCAAUAGUUCAACAAAACCAGCAUCGAAAUGGCCAAUUUGCCAAGGAUAAACCAGAAGAAACCGCGAAAACUACGAAGAAUGAUUCCUUCCUCUGUGGAAAAGAUGAUUUUCCUCCGCUUGGUAGGGUAAAGAAGGUAGGAUCAAGGCAAUGAUCUUUUUUAUAUAAUUGGGUUGAGUAGAGUUCUCAUUCAUGUAUUUAAGCUGAAGCUUUAUGUUCCGACUUCUGAUUUCAAUGUAUACUUAGAUCAAAUUCAUCCAUUGUUUCAAGCUAUUAGAUUUUGGAUCUUGCAAUUGAUAUGGAAAAAAAUCACUUUAGCUUUCUUCAUUCUUGGCCUUCAAUUUUAAAUAUAUAGCUUUGAAUUAAAAAAAAAAAAAAAGAAAUUCAAACACAUGUCAGCUCUGGAAAUUGAAAGAAAAUUCUAUCUACACCCCCCCCAAAACACUCUUUGCACCUCAUUAUUAGAUAUACUACACUUUUAAAAUAUAAUUUUUCUUUUAAAUACAUCUCAUCCUAACA
Durio zibethinus is the source of this 1931-nucleotide messenger RNA. RefSeq names its product RNA demethylase ALKBH9B-like. The record is from RefSeq and is a predicted model, not a curated record. Gene Ontology annotation, molecular function: demethylase activity; mRNA binding. Gene Ontology annotation, biological process: mRNA catabolic process. NCBI's taxonomy places the organism in Eukaryota, Viridiplantae, Streptophyta, Magnoliopsida, Malvales, Malvaceae.